This is a messenger RNA of Amaranthus tricolor (Joseph's coat), 2868 nucleotides long. RefSeq lists its product as uncharacterized. The record is from RefSeq and is a predicted model, not a curated record. Bases 765 to 2762 code for a protein of 665 amino acids. Gene Ontology annotation, biological process: proteolysis. Gene Ontology annotation, molecular function: cysteine-type peptidase activity. The transcript has 12 exons. Lineage: Eukaryota; Viridiplantae; Streptophyta; Magnoliopsida; Caryophyllales; Amaranthaceae.
UGGUCUAUUGUUGUACCGGGAAAAAGAAGCAUCCUUGGUAUAGGUGAUGUUGAGGAUAAGGAAGAAUAUGAAGCUUUUGAAGACUCCCCUCCCUUUAUCAAUUCAAAAUCAGUGGAUCAAGAUGAUGUAGAUGAUGUAGAUGUUGGUUAUAUGCGUGAGGAAUACAUUUGAAUUAAGUGAUUCACAAGGUAUUGAUAUACAAUGCAUCUAUUCAGAGACGAAAUUGUCCCCGAGAUUGAGACCUCGGAUAAUGAGCAUCGUAGUUAUGACAGCGAAGAGGACCAAAUUGUGAGAUACGAGCGUAUGGCUGAAGACGCUCCACCGAUUGACAAUGAUUUUGAGACUGAAGACGCCCCACCAAUGGAUGCUCCACUACCACUAAGAAAAGGAAAGGGCGAGGUCCUACGAAAAACCUCAAAGUCACAGAACCCAUGCAUUUGGAAUACAAUGCAUUGGGUCAACCCUGUGGAAAAUGGCGUAGGCAAUAUGGAAAACAAGUGGGCCUAUGUAUCCGCAAGAUUUCCAUAUUGCACGCAUGGAACGAGGUUCCAGAGGGUUUGAAGAACUCUCUAUAGAAUGAUACUGUGAAUCUUUUCCACAUCGAGAGCGAUGAGGACAAGAAGAAUGUGUUUCUUUCAGCUGUUGCUGAAAGAUUUAGAGAUUUCAAAUCCAAGCUAGUAACUGGCUGGAUUACGAAGAGGCGUGCCCGUACGACCAAAAAGGUCAAAACGGGAAACGAAGGUGGAGAGCAAUCACCUUCGAAGAUGCCCUACGAAAUAUGGGGUCACAUAUCAAAGAGGGAUUGGGAGGCCUUUGUUGCCAAAAGAACAACUCCCAUAGAAGUUGAAAAGCGUGGUAAAGCUUCUGAUUCUGCAAGCAAAAGGAAGUUUUACCAUCGCUUGGGCCAAAAAACGUACGAUGAGGUCCGAAAAGAGUGGGUGGAUGCGGGUUUAUACCCCAAUCAAAGUUCAUCCACGCCCUCAUCUACGACUACCUCCGCAUCCGUGAAUACUCCUGCUGGAGAUCGGGUGCGUGAUUGGUAUUGCGGGCUUCAUUCCCGAGAUGCAAGUGGUAAAUUUACAAUUAAUGAUCCGGGAACGAAGAAGGUUGCUGAGGCUGUGAUGGGCUGGAAGGAAAAAGAAGCAACGGGGGAGUUCACCCCAAGAGGCAAUGUUGACGCAUUGCAUAUGGUCUUAGGGAAAGACCACAGUGGGCGGGUAGUCGGAAAGGGAGGCGUCCGCGUGGGGUUACAGAAGGCAUUCGGCAAAGAAUGUGUUGCUACUCAAUCCCGAACGACGCUGCGGGAUGAAGUAGCAACCCUCCGAGCAGAGAUUACGAAGGACGUUCUCACCAAACUGGCCGUCGUGUUGCAGAAGAUGGGAGCACCCGUUGUUGACUUGGCAAACCUGAUUGUCGAGGAUCAGGAAAGUCAACAUGGGGAUCCUAAUGCUUCGGUCGAGCCAACACCUGAGCCCAUUACCCCCGUAGCACCCCAGCUCAUUACUAAUACCCCUGAAGGGGAAAACCCCACACCGGAGAACAUAAACUCCGUUGCUCAAAAUCCGGAGCCAACUCCGGUGCCAGUGCUACAGGAGGCGACUCCUUGUUCUCUUUUGCUGCCUCAGUUAGGUGUUGCUAGGGAUGGCGACUUAACUGAGGUUGCAUAUGGUGUGGCCCAGCCAAACAAAGAGGGCCAAACAGUGCAUUCAAUGCCUGUUACAAGUGGCCACAUCAGUGUGGCCGUGGAAACUAUUGUAAAGGGGUUUGAAGAUUUCUCACUCCCGGUUCCAACGCCAGCAUGGAGCCUUGAGAAACUAUCAGACGCCCUAGGUAGUUUCGUCACAUGGCCAUAUGCUUGGGUCCGAUUCACUAACAUGCAAAAGAGUCCAAAGGGAUCUUGGAGAGAGGUCGAUUCCUCAGCAAAGGUGUCGACUGGCUCAAAGUCGAUGCCAAGCACUCCAAUUUUGACUGAUGAGGAGCUAAAAGAUCUCUCUCAAGAUUGCAAAUGGCUGCAUUAUUGUGCAUCUCGCAUAAGUGAGGAGGACCCACUCAUUCUGAACCUGCUGAAGGAGCAAUACUGCUUUUUAGAGAGCCCGUUUGUAAUUAUUGGUCCUAGUGACAUCGGGCAAUUUUUGAGAGGAGAGAUGCUGAACGUAGCUCUUUUCCAUGUCUACAUGAGUGCGGCUUACGAGGAGCUAAAUUCUUGCGAACCUCCAAUAAAAAUUGGAUGGUUUUGUCCAGAGUCGAUUUCGAGUAGUAAAUGUGUAAAUGAUCCAGAUGACGUCAGAGUAUACAUUGAGACUGCUUUGAUUAAUUCCCUUGCAUCUAAACACACGUUCAUUCUGGCUCCAUAUGUGGAAGAUUUGCAUUGGAUACUUUUGGUCAUAUGUCCUUUAACGAACACUGUGCACGUCUUCGACUCAUUACAAAAACCUCAAAGCCCGCCUCGCAACACAAAAUUCAAAGCGUUGUUGAAUGCCACAAUGAAAAAAGUGCGUGGACAAAUGGGAUCUACAUCCAGAGCCACAUUUCCAAAAUGGACAGCAAUAAAGUGCUUUCGACAACCUUCUGGUUCCGUUGAUUGCGGCUACUACGCUCUUAAAUACAUGGACGAUGUCUUAAAAUCCGUGAAGGAGGUUGGAGUCGAAAACAUAGAUGCCGUUUUAUACAACAUUCCGAGGGAAACAUGCCAUCUGAGAAGUGGAGAGAUGCGCGAAUUAAAAGACAAGAUUGCCGCGUAUCUUGCUAAUUUUUGUCCUUGAUGAAUUGUAAUUAGUAUUAGAUUUUUUAGGACUUUAAUGUAUAUUAUAUAUAUAUAUGUACGUACAUAUAUAUAUGAUCGAGAGUUUAUUAUUAAAAAAAAAAUUA